Molecule: messenger RNA, 921 nt
Organism: Beauveria bassiana ARSEF 2860
Lineage: Eukaryota; Fungi; Ascomycota; Sordariomycetes; Hypocreales; Cordycipitaceae
Product: ubiquinone/menaquinone biosynthesis methyltransferase
Exons: 2
Coding region: 1-921 (306 amino acids)
Biological process (GO): ubiquinone biosynthetic process
Molecular function (GO): methyltransferase activity
Source: RefSeq, a predicted model, not a curated record
AUGGCCUCAAGACAGGGCCUGCGGACAUGCGCCGCCUCCAUGCGCGCCGCGGCCGCGCGACAACAACCAAUGCGCCAAAUCAGCACCACGGCCGCCCGCCGCCACAAGACCGAGCACCAGCAGAGCCGCACCACACACUUCGGCUUCGAGACAGUUAAUGAGGAGGAAAAGGCCGGCCGUGUGGCCGGCGUAUUUACCAGCGUUGCUGAAUCAUACGAUAAGAUGAACGACCUCAUGUCCUUUGGCGUACAUCGUCUGUGGAAGGACUACUUCGUUUCCUCACUAAACCCCGGCGCGACGACUCCGCUUGGCCGACCGCAAAAAAUCCUCGAUGUGGCCGGCGGCACUGGCGACAUUGCCUUUCGCAUGAUCUCGCACGCCCACGACCAAAACGCCAACCCCAACAUCCACGUCACCAUCUCCGACAUUAACCCGGCCAUGCUUGAAGUCGGCCGCCAGCGCUCCCUUGGCCUGCCCGCCUCGCACCAGGCGGGCCUCUCCUUUCUCGAGGCCAACGCCGAGCGGCUGCCGCCCGCCGUUGCUGACGCCUCGCUCGACCUCUACACCGUCGCCUUUGGCAUCCGCAACUUCACCGACGUGCCGGCCGCGCUGCGCGAGGCCUACCGCGUGCUCAAGCCUGGGGGCGUCUUUGCCUGUAUGGAAUUCAGCAAGGUCGGUAACCCGCUGCUCAAUGCCGCCUACAAGCAGUGGUCGUUUAGCGCCAUCCCGCUCAUCGGCCAGCUCGUCGCUGCCGACCGCGACAGCUACCAGUACCUCGUCGAGAGCAUCGAGCGCUUCCCUAGCCAGGACGAGUUCAGAGACAUGAUCAGAGACGCUGGCUUUGACGUGGCUGGUUGCGGGUACGAGAACUUGACGGGUGGCGUGGCCGCUAUUCACAAAGGCAUCAAGCCGCUGAAAUAA